AAUAAUGACAUAAAAUAAUAGAAAUUAGCAGUGGAAAAUUUUUGGGUUCAGCAAAAAUAUAAAAUUAAAAGUAUCUACAUGUAAUAACUAAUAUUACUGUGUACAUGUUUAACAAUACAGUUCAAACAAAUACAGUUAAGGUAAAGUAUCAAAAUGAAAAGAAAUGAAGAAAUAAUGAUAUAUAAGAAGAAAUGAAAAGAAACAAAGCCAUAAAUGUUACGAAACGUGACAUACGAAGUGCUAUAGUUGAAGAAAGGAAUUAUUGCUACCAUUACUAUCCAGAUAAUGCAAAAACUCAAAUAAGACAGACACCGUUAGGUUAUAAUUAUUUCAAAGAUUUUGAUUUACAAAAUGUUAGUAAUUGGAGUCACUUGACAUGUUCGUGCCGAGAUUCCAUUGGAAAGUAUCAAGAGGCUAGUUAUUUUACUACUAAAUUGAAGCAAAUGCCACCAAAAGUCACUGACAUCGGUGUAGGGAAUGUUAAAGCGUACCAGCGCAGGAAAGCAAAGAGGAUUUAUUUGCCACAGACCGAGGAAAGAGCUGUUGGCACAUCGAUUAAUGAUUACCCAAAAUGUCACCAUUUCAAUGAACUUACUCACAAAACAAAUCGGAAUGUUGUAGAAAGAGCAGUAAAUAAGAAACAUUUGUUAAACAAAAAACUAUCGCCUCUUGUAAGAAAAAAAUCAAAUUAUACGAAUCCUUUAACUACAUUUUUUCGCAAACAAGAUUUAGAACAAAAUGUAAGCACUACUCUGUCAUUACACAAUCGUGUAAACGCCAGUACACAAAUGGGUACAAAAGAAUUAGAGAAAUCAACAAAAAUCAAAAUAUUUAAGGAACUAGCAACAAAUACAGAAUUAUUAGAAAAUGGUAAACCACUUAAAUCUGAAGUCGAACUAUCUGUUGAAAUGUCAAGGAUUUUGAGUAACAAAAUGGGUACUGGAUCAUCACUGGAUUCUUUAGUACAACAUGUAUAUAACUUAGACAAACCGUGUAACGCAACUUUAAGCACGGCCACAAUAGACCCGAUGGAAAAUAAACUCGAAAGGGAAUAUAGAAAAAUAUUUUCAAAUCAAUCUAAAGAUUGUGCAUGCAAUAAAAAAAUCUCUGCAGCAAAUAGCGAUUCUCUGUUACGACGCUUCGAAGCGUUAAGACGUGAUAUGUCACUUAAAGAUGAAUUAAAAAAGAACAUAUCAAAAACUUCAAGCCCUAAUGAAGCUAAAUAUAAAGAUGCCUCUGUAGACUCAGAUCGAGGUUCGUUGCCAGAAAAUGACGAUAAAAAAGUAAUCAGCCCGAUUACAAGUGACUAUUCGGAAACACAUAAAAAGGAGAAAAGUAAAAAGAAAAGCAAAGCGAAACUCAAAAAAAGUUCUUACUGGCGCCGUUCAGAUAUUGAUAGUGACCAUCAAACUAAAGGUAGAUUUAAAUUGUGGGGAAGGAAAAGAAGCAUAGACAGUGGAUCUCACAAGAAGAGCAAAAUAAAAUGUUCCGAUAGUAAAAAGAAGUCUGAAGCUAGCGUGAAAUUUUCUAAACUAUUGAAAAGUAAAUCAUCAGUUAAAAAGGAAGGGAAAAAAUUCCACUUUUUUAAAAAGAAAAUAAAAGCUGCUCCAAGAUCGAGAACUGAUGUAAUGACAGGGAGAUGCGAGGUACGAGAAGGAAUGUCGAUACAGAUCGGAAACGGAUUAUUACCCCAAGACUAUAAUACGAAUGCGAUACAAAAAUUUCGUCUUAAAUAUGAAGAUAAGUUAAUAAAUGCAUGGAUUAGAAAUUUUCUAACGAAAUCAGAUGAGCCGAGAAUAAAAAGAAGUACAAAAUACAGCAGUAGUGUGGAAAGUAACUGCAGUAGCUCUACUGAUAUUGGAGAGAACAGUUGUUCUGAAACAGAUAUACAGUUGACUACGACCGCCACGGUCACAAAUAACUCUUCAUUUCAUAAAGUUAAUAAAAGCCCAUUCAUGAACUUUUCAAAUCAAUAUAUUCAAGCUUGGAUGUUAACGAAAACAAUAUUAGAUAGGUUAGUUAAACCUAAAAUAUAUUGGAAUGCUAGAACUGACAAAUGUAACAAAAAGAAAAAUAGUGAUGUAAAUAAAUAUUUUGAAUGUAAAGACGUGAAUCCUAAAAAUGACGUUACUCUAAACAAUGACAUCAAUAUUAAAGAGAAAAUUAUACCAAAGCCUGAAAGUAUAAUGGUUGACAUUUCCUUAGGAUGCAUGAGUGAAGUUAUCCAUCAAUCUUUUGCAAUGCAAAGUAACGAAGAAGUAUGCAAAAUUAUUGAUUAUGAAACACCCCGACAAAGUACAGCGAAUGCAUUAAAGCAAAACUUUGAAAAAGAAAAAUGUACUGAAAUUAUAAAUGAAAGUUGCAUGAAAGAUAUUACAAAUUGCAGGUUUAACGAUAUAGAGGAUAUAAAAAAAAUUAAAAGGUCCUACAGUACUGAUAUAUUUCAGGACAAUGAACUAAACGCACCCAAAACUUGUAAUGCUGUCGGAAUAGAAAUUGCCACUCAGAAGAAUCUAGGAAAAUUAAACUAUCCAGUAUAUGAUAUGAGUACCGAAAGUGGAGAUGAUUUAGAAGGAACCGUAUAUUUAGUGCCAAAAACAUACAAACAAUCUGAUGUUUAUCUACGGAAAUUUUAUCAUAAUUGGAAUCCAUUAGAUCUAGAUUUAUGGUGUAUCAGUGAUACCAACUUACAACCAUCUUAUAAUACGAAUAAAGAUUAUAAUUUUAAAUCAUAUUCAAAUAUGACCGAUGAUAUCCAGUACACAACUCUUGUGUCAUCCGGUGAAACAUUCGGCAACUGUGGAAAGGACAAACGUAAAAAAUCUUUAUUAAAAGGUCACAAUAACGAUUAUCUGAAUAACAACAUCGGAAUUCGCAUCACGCCGAAGGACUCAUUAGAAGUAUGCAAGAAAAGAAAACUUUACUCCGACAGCAAUAAGGGAAGAUGGAAACAUGACGACCUCUCUGUUUCGUUGUCGAGCUCAACAAAAUCAAAACAUCAUUUUAGAAAAUUCAUAUCUAUCAAACCAAACAAAAAACGUGUUACAAUUUCUAAUUAUGAAGUUGACAAGGAAUCUAAAUCGAUAUUAAAAGAAAACGAUAUAAGGAAGAAGAACUUACAAUGUUUAUCGUCUUCCUGUCAUGUCUCCGAUUCAAUGCAAACAGGCAGGAAACUUCCUAAACUAGAGAAAAAACCAACACGUCAAAACAUUGCGAUUACAGCAACUAGUUCAGGUGUGACAAAUAGGACAUCGAAUAAUUGCGAUAAUGCUGAGGUUAAAUGUUUGAAAAGCGCCUCAAAAGACCAUCUACUAAGUGUUACAGACAGUUGUAUAACAAAUUGGAAGAAGCAUUUGUGUUGUGACAAUUCGUUAGAAGAAGAGAAAAAAACAUGUGAAAAGAUUAAUGACACAAAAUCAGGAUUCUUCUCGGAUUAUUUCAAGCCAAGUAGUUUAAUAAAAAAUAAGUAUCAUAGUAUAUGUCGUAAGUUUGUCGCAGAUAGAAAAUCAUCAGAAGAAUCUGUUAAAAACAGUCAAAACUCAAAAUGUCGUCCACAACAGUCUAACUCGAAUUUAAGAGAAGAAAUCAAGUCAGAAUUUAGAAAGUGUGCUAUCACCACUGACGUUCAAAAACUUUCAACAGCGCCUACUUCUGUUGAAGACAAAUCAUGCGGAGCGCCCGGAACAGAUUUAGAUAUGAGUAAAAAGGGAAAGUUGGUAGGAUUACAUUUUAAGAAGCAGCCAAUUAGGAAAAAUGUAUCGAGGGCGUGUUGGACAACAGGUGACAAUAUCGAGUGUAACAAUGGUAACUCGAACGACACUACAAAGGUGUCGAGUAAAGAAACCACCGGAGUAAACCAGAAAUGUCCUCCCACAACUCCCACGGUAAGCAAAAAAGAAAUUAAAAAUAUCAUAGUUAACAAGGAAACAAAUAAUUUCGUUGACAAUAACCAAGAUAAUGAUGAUAAUAAUGAAUAUACACCCUGUAUCAUUAGAAAAAAUAUAGAAAUCCAACCAAAUGCUGAAAUAACAUCAGAUUCUGGUAAACGAAUUUGUCUCGGUAUCGAUACAUGCAACGAUGAGCAAGGUAAUGACAAAAGUGACUGUGAUUUUAUAGAAAUAGUAUUCAAAAUAAGAUGCAAACAUGGCGAGGAUAGAGCAAUGAUCGUAAACAUAAAAGAUAGUAAAGACAGAAUAAUAAAAGAUAAUAAAAUAAACCUAUGCGAAAGAGAUAGCGAUAUCAACAGUAAAAACAAAGAGGUAUAUCUAUUUCAAAACGAGUCUGGAAAUUCAAUUUUACGCAAAAACAGUAAAAAUUGCAUGAAUGUAAAAAUUUUAAUCAAAAACUGCAAAAACGACGAAUUAAAAACAAAAGAUCUUAAAGGUAAUAGUAAUAUUUCGAUCAGUUCUAAAAGAAUAACUGAAAGAGUUGAAAGUAUUUCAUCAGAAACAAUUAAGGCUGUUAAUAAUUACGCUUAUUCGGUACACAAAUUUACUAUAGACUUGACAAAAUCUGUUAAAAGUAAUAAUGCAUCUAAAGAAAAUUAUGCAAUGCUUCAUUCAAAUAACAAAGGUACUGUUAUGAGCGAUAUAGAUUUACAAAACAAUGCCAUCGAUAGUACUGAAAUAAGUGAUAAUCGUAGUAAAGGAAAGAAUAAGCAUUACAAUAGCAGCAAAACUAACGAUAGUCGAAAAUCAAAACAUAGUAAAAUAAAAAAUGAAAAAUUGUACUACAGCAGUGCAACUCUUAGACCAUACCGACGUUACAGUUUGACAAAACAAAUGUCCAAUUACAAACACAUAAAAAAUAAAGUGCUACAAAAAAUUGUAGAUUGUGCAAAAGAUUUUAAUAAAGGUAUUAAGAAAGAGAAAAGAAUAAGAAAAGGUUCAAGUGUGAUGCCUUCAUUGGAUUAUAGUAAUAGAAAUAUCAACGAUAAAAACGUUAACAGACUAUCAAAAGAAAUUAAAGCAUCAACUUUAUACUCACAUUUCUUGAAUGCCACAAGUUCAUACGGUUAUUGUCAUUUCGAUAGAGUUGUCCGUGUACGACCAAAGAGUAAUGUAAAUAAUUACCUAUUUACAGUACAAACAAAAGAUAGACAUAAAAAAUUUAAUCCAUAUCCAAAAGAAUGUGAGAAAAGGAAAAAGCAAACUAAAAUUCUAGCAACAAAACUAGGCCUUACAGGCAUAAGAAGGAGGCAAGCACGUCGUUCUGUACGUAACAGUGCGAAUUAUCAUCGUCGUGCUGAAAAUAUUAAAAGAUUGAAUCAGUUUUUUGACAAGAAUGAUAAUUUAGACUUUCUAUACGAUCUAUCCAAUUACGAUAUAGAUAGACAAAGUGAAUUAAGUUCCUAUUUAAGACAGAAUUAUAAGGAUAAGAACGCAACACAGACAGAUCAUUGCAAUAAUAAAAUUCAAAAAUCGAAUUUAGACAAAAAUAUUAAUGUAAAUAAGAUAAAAUUAAUAAACAGAUUAAAUAAAGAUAUGCUCUGUAUUAGCGAUGAGAGAAAAAUAACAAUUGUCAGUUCGAAAUUUCUGGAAGAAAAAUGUAUCAGUUGCCAUGAAUCUGGACUUGAAGCAACUUGUAACCAUCGGAAAGAAACCUUCGAUAUAUUUCAAUUAACUGAAAUUAAAAGGGCCGUCUUUGAAAUGUAUAACUCAUCAGAAAUUACCAACAAAUCUGCAUCAUUAGUUAAAUUGCCAAAAUUCGAAAGCGACGUAGAAAAUGCUUUGAUAAUAUAAAGUUAAAUUAAACCAUCAAGAAACACCAAAAGGACGCGAAAUAAUUUAAUCUCUAACUUUUGUUCUGUCCAGUAUCGUUUAAUAUAAUUAAACCAUUAUGUACUUACGUCAAGUCCAAAUGGAGUUAUUAACUUUAGGUACCAUUUUAGUUAUUAAAAUUUUGUUUUUGUUUUAAAGUUUUAUAGUCAUAUGUUAUUUAAUAAAAG
Messenger RNA from Papilio xuthus (Asian swallowtail), 5947 nucleotides. RefSeq lists its product as uncharacterized. The transcript is spliced from 4 exons. The record is from RefSeq and is a predicted model, not a curated record. Bases 192 to 5741 code for a protein of 1849 amino acids. Lineage: Eukaryota; Metazoa; Arthropoda; Insecta; Lepidoptera; Papilionidae.